AUGAAGAGCAUAAAUCGCCUCUGGCUGCUUGCAGCUUCACUUGUCCGUGCUACCUUCUGGAUGGAGGAUCUGUCCCACCAGGGAAUUGCCUCCUUCAACCCCGACAGAGGAUAUCAAGUUUUUCGAAAUGUUCGUGACUUUGGUGCCAAAGGUGAUGGAGUUACCGACGAUACUGCUGCCAUUAAUGCCGCCAUGAGUCACGGCAAUCGCUGCGGUGGCUAUGGCUGCAUUGGAGCAACCAUCAACCCGGCCAUUGUUUACUUUCCGCCCGGAACCUACCUGAUCUCCAGCCCAAUCGUCGGCCUCUUCUACACUCAGAUGAUUGGCGACCCCACUGAUAUGCCCGUCAUAAAGGGCGGUUCCAACUUCACUCAGGAUGGGAAGGCCUUGCUUGAUGCCGAUCCAUAUCUCAGCAAUGGCAGUAUGUGUGGCCUCUCCACGCCAGCUCCAGCCCGGCUUGAAGUUAACCUUGUUUUGUCUUGUAGAGCUCAAUUUCAUCUCUACCAACGUCUUCUUCCGACAGGUCCGCAACCUGGUGUUCGAUACCACAGCCAUAUCGCACCAGACCUGGGCAGUCCAUUGGCCGUCUGCCCAGGCUACUGUCAUUCACAACUGUGUCUUCAGACUUACGGAGCCCAGUUUGGUAGCCAACAGUAUACCGUACGCAACCUCACUUUUCACGGCUCGCAAACUGCCAUCCUGCAAGUUUGGAACUGGGGAUUUACGUACAAGUCUCUCAACAUCAAUGACUGCGAGAUUGGCCUCAACAUGUCCUCUCCCGACGUAGGCUCCGUCACACUGCUGGACAGCUCGUUUACCAAUGUCGAUACUGCCAUCAUUGUGGGCAGACACAAUAGCAGCGCUAGUGGUCUUGGGUCACUGCUGAUUCAAAAUGUCAAGUACACCAACGUUCCCACGGUUAUGAAGGAUCUGGACGGAAACCAAGUUCUCGCCGGCAAUGCUUCAGGAGCCCUCUUUGAGUGUGGCUAUGCCAAGUACUACGAGAGGUCGAAGCCUCAAUAUGAGGGCUACCCUGCCGGCGCAUUCGUGUCGGCCCGCAACCACUACGCUGUUGGAGACGGUGUGACUGAUGACACAGUGGCUUUGAACUCGUUCUUUGACGUUGCGACCGAGCCGACAGUGGUUGGGUUUCUGGAUGCGGGGUUUUACCGGGUGACUGACACCGUGUAUAUCCCAGCAGGUGCUCGAGUUGUCGGUGAAGGUCUUGCCGCCGUCAUCAUGGGCGCAGGCAAAAAGUUUUCCGACGUCACCAAUCCCCGUCCAGUGGUUCAGAUCGGAAAGCCUGGUGAGCUUGGCUACGUCGAAAUCAGCGAUAUCAUUGUCUCGACACAAGGCCCAACAGCAGGCGCUAUUGCCAUCGAGUACAACUUGAACACCCCAAUACUGGACGGGAAUAUCACCGUCGAUACACCUCCAUCGGGACUUUGGGAUGUCCAUGUUCGCAUUGGCGGUUUCGGAGGCUCCAAGCUCCAGGUGGCAGAAUGCCCCAUCACUCCCAACAUCACCAAUGUCGUUGAGCCUGCCUGCAUUGCUGGGUACAUGAGCAUGCACAUCACGCCGAGUGCUGGCAAUUUGUACAUGGAAAAUAACUGGAUGUGGGUUGCUGACCACGAUAUUGAGGACUGGAACCAGACUCGGAUCGAUGUCUUUGCCGGCCGAGGGCUCUUGAUCGAAGGGUCCAAUAUCUGGAUGCUGGGCAAUGCAGUUGAGCACCACACUCUUUACCAGUAUCAGCUGGUCAACGCAUCUAAUCUGUGGAUGGGUCAGAUUCAAACAGAGACACCAUAUUACCAACCCAACCCACAGGCCCCUUACCCUUUUACACAGGUUAACACCACCCUGCACGACCCUGAUUUCAUGACCGAUUGCCCUGGUUCGUCCCCCAGCAUGGUUGAGCAGCUGCCAGGUGACCCGCCGUGCGCCAUGGCGUGGGCUAUGCGCAUCAUUGGGUCCAAGAACAUCACGGUGUUUGGUGCUGGCCUCUACAGCUUCUUCAACAACUACUGCACCAACUGCAGCACCAACCAUGCGGGCGAAAACUGCCAGGCGAGAAUCUUUUCGAUUCAGGAUGCCAACGGCACAGAAGUGGUCAACUCCACGACGGGUUUGCAGAUGUACAACCUAAACACGAUUGGGAGCGUGAGCAUGCUCACCAACAAAGGGGAGGACGUCGCGUUUUGGAACGAAACCAUUGCAACAUAUGCCAGUACGAUGGGGAUCUUCAGGAACGAUGGCAAUGGCACAAAUGUGUCGUCGACUUCUUGA
Messenger RNA from Podospora anserina S mat+, 2286 nucleotides. RefSeq lists its product as uncharacterized. The record is from RefSeq and is a predicted model, not a curated record. Lineage: Eukaryota; Fungi; Ascomycota; Sordariomycetes; Sordariales; Podosporaceae. The transcript is spliced from 4 exons. Gene Ontology annotation, molecular function: polygalacturonase activity. The coding region runs from base 1 to 2286 and encodes 761 amino acids.